GGGUGAUACAAAGAGACAGAAGUUUAGUCAUUGAACUGAUCACGCUGGACGGAUUUAUUUCUGGACUCAAUUUCCCAGGAACUCCACUAUCUCACCCCUGGGGGAAAUGCCUCAGCUGAAGUUUCUCUAGCUCCAGCUUCGUGAAUAAAGACCUGUCGCAUUGGAGUUAGUAACAGCAGCUCUGUCAGUACUAACUCAUCCAUCUGCUUCAAGAAAAUGUUUGCUGUCCACUUGCUAGCUUUCCAUUUCACAAAGCUAAAAGAGGAUCAAAUAAAAAAGCAGUGCUGGUGCUUGGGCUGAGAUGGUGGAUCCUACACAGUGAUGGGGCCUCAAAAAGCCUUGGAGGAAAUCAAGUGCUUGUGCAAACAAGGGCUACAAAGAAAAACCUAAAUAAUGGCCUUUUCAAGGCACAGCUGUAUCCAAAGGCAGCUGCUGCUGCUUGCCAAUUGCAUCUUGUAGUUUAAGACUUUCUCCUCUGUGUGUCUGUGUUUUGCUGUUAGGUAAGUGCUGGAGUUACUUUCAGGGUCCUGGCUCUUUCAGGUGGCUCAUUGCUGACCAUCAGUUUCAAAUGGGACUGUGAAUAGGUAAUUAGUUUGUGCCUCAUUAAUAUAGGUGGCCAGUCCAAAUUGCAGAAGAGGCCCAUUUUUCUACAGCAUGCGUUCUCUGUUUAAACAAUUUAGGUGCUGGGUUCAAAAAUGAAAUGAACUUGUAGAAUCAGAGGGGUGGGGUUUGCGUAGGUGAUGUGCUCACUGUCAGUUUGUUACCUAUGUGAAAGGAAUUAUUUUGUCUCCUUAAGAUCUGUUUAGCCUCAUGUCCAUCAAGUGCGUGGGAAUGAGCAUAGUCAUUCCUGUCCAGCGUAAUGCAGGGGUGCUGCUGGAACUGGAGUUCAGGAUUUUCAGAUCCUUCAUGCCAAACUGCACCCUUCAUGCUUAGAAACUAGUGCAAGUGGCUAGGAAGUUCCUACAUUUUCUCUGCUUGCAGAGAUAAAGGAAGCCUCCACAGUAUACACAGGAGUGUAGUGUGAAGGCAGUGCUCAUCCCAGGCAGCUGUUGAGCCUUGAGGAGCCUUCAUGCCUCCCGAGUAACAUCUUUCAUCUUUCCAGGUUGACAGGUACCUGUAUCACAUGCGUCUCUCCGACGAUGUCUUGCUGGACGUGAUGGCUCGCUUCCAGGCCGAGAUGGUGAAGGGCCUGGGGAGAGACACGAACCCCACGGCAACAGUAAAAAUGCUGCCAUCGUUUGUGCGCUCACUUCCCGACGGCUCAGAGAAGGGUGACUUCCUUGCUGUUGACCUGGGUGGCUCCCAGUUUCGUGCCCACCGGGUGAAGGUGUUUGAUGACGGGAAGCAGAGCAGCCAGCUGGAGAGCAAGUUUUACCCCACACCCAAGGAGAUCAUACAGGGGAACGGAGCUGAGCUCUUUGAUUAUGUUGCUGACUGCCUGUUAGACUUCAUGGAGACCAAAAACCUGAAGCAUAGGAAGUUACCUCUUGGAUUUACAUUUUCUUUUCCAUGCAAACAGACCAAAUUGGAAGAGGGGGUUCUUCUUGCCUGGACAAAACACUUCAAAGUUCGAGGAGUUCAGGACACAGAUGUGGUCAGCUCUCUGCGCAAGGCCCUCCAGAAGCAUAAGGACAUAGAUGUUGAUGUUUUGGCACUGGUUAACGACACUGUGGGAACCAUGAUGACUUGCGGAUAUGAUGACCAGCGCUGUGAAGUUGGACUCAUAAUUGGGACUGGCACCAACGCAUGCUACAUGGAGGAAAUGAGGCACAUUGAUCUGGUGGAAGGUGAUGAAGGGAGGAUGUGCAUUAACACAGAGUGGGGCGCCUUUGGAGAUGAUGGUGCUUUGGAUGACCUCCGCACAGAGUUUGAUCGGGAGCUUGAUCUGGGAUCUCUCAAUCCUGGAAAACAAUUGUUUGAGAAGAUGAUCAGCAGCCUGUAUUUGGGGGAACUUGUAAGACUCAUUCUCCUAAAAAUGACAAAGGAAGGUCUGCUCUUUGGUGGGAAAGUGUCAACAGCCCUGCUUACUAAGGGCAAGAUUGAAAUGAAACACGUGUCUGCAAUGGAAAAAUAUAAGGAAGGUCUGAGCAACACAAAAGAGAUCCUUACAGAGCUGAACCUGUUUCCCUCUGAAGAGGACUGCAUCGCUGUUCAGCAUGUCUGCACCAUCGUCUCCUUCCGCUCGGCCAACCUCUGUGCUGCUGCCUUAGCAGCCAUACUGACCCGACUGAGAGAGAAUAAAAAACUGUUGAGGAUGCGAACCACUGUUGGGAUUGAUGGGGGGCUCUAUAAAACCCACCCCCAGUAUGCCAAGCGUCUGCACAAGGUGGUGAGAAGGCUGGUCCCAAACUGUGAUGUUCGGUUUCUCCUCUCUGUGAGUGGCAGUGGGAAGGGGGCUGCCGUGGUCACGGCGGUGGCAUACAGGCUGGCUGCUCAGCGCAAGCAAAUUGAUGCCAUUCUUGCACCAUUUCUGCUGUCCCUGGACGCCCUCAGAGAAGUUAAGAAAAAAAUGAGGACUGAGCUGGAAUAUGGGCUAAAGCGAGAAACGCAAGCCAGUGCCACAGUGAAGAUGUUACCCACGUACGUCUGUGGGACACCGGAUGGAACAGAGAAAGGGAAGUUCCUUGCCCUUGAUCUUGGUGGAACAAAUUUCAGGGUUCUGCUGGUCAAAAUCAGAAGUGGGAGAAGAAGAUCAGUGCAAAUGUAUAACAAAAUCUUUGCCAUUCCUUUGGAGAUCAUGCAAGGGACAGGGGAAGAGCUCUUUGACCAUAUUGUCCAGUGUAUAGCAGACUUUCUGGAGUAUAUGGGGAUCAAAGGUGCUCGACUGCCUCUGGGCUUCACCUUCUCCUUCCCAUGCAGGCAAGCCAGCAUUGACAAGGGAACGCUUGUGGGGUGGACAAAAGGUUUCAAGGCAACAGACUGUGAGGGGGAAGAUGUUGUUGAUAUGCUGAGAGAGGCCAUCAGAAGAAGAAAUGAGUUUGACCUGGACAUUGUAGCAGUGGUGAAUGACACCGUUGGGACAAUGAUGACGUGUGGAUAUGAGGAUCCGAACUGUGAGAUUGGCCUUAUCGCAGGAACAGGCAGCAAUGUGUGCUACAUGGAAGACAUGAAAAACAUAGAAAUAGUGGAAGGGAAUGAAGGAAAAAUGUGCAUUAAUACAGAAUGGGGAGGAUUUGGUGACAAUGGCUGCAUUGACAACAUCAGAACAAAGUAUGAUAAAGAAGUAGAUGAAGGCUCACUAAAUCCAGGGAAACAGAGGUAUGAAAAAAUGACCAGUGGAAUGUACCUAGGUGAAAUAGUAAGGCAAAUUUUGAUCGACUUAACCAAACAAGGACUGCUGUUCAGAGGACAGAUUUCAGAAUCACUCACGAAAAGAGGCAUAUUUGAAACAAAAUUCCUGUCUCAGAUUGAGAGCGACCGGCUCGCCCUCCUCCAAGUCCGACGAAUUCUGCAACAGCUCGGCCUGGACAGCACGUGUGAAGACAGCAUCAUCGUGAAAGAGGUAUGUGGAGCUGUUUCGAAGAGAGCCGCCCAGCUCUGUGGGGCAGGACUGGCAGCUAUUGUAGAGAAGAAGAGAGAAAACCGAGGUGUGGAGCAUUUGAAAAUCACCGUUGGAGUAGAUGGGACUUUGUACAAGCUCCAUCCACAUUUUUCUAGAGUCCUGCGGGAAACAGUGAAGGAACUGGCACCUAAGUGUGAUGUGACGUUCAUGCUCUCAGAAGAUGGAAGUGGGAAGGGAGCUGCCCUCAUUACUGCAGUAGCAAAAAGGUUGCAUAAUGUUGGACAGAAGUAAAAAUGAGAGGUCAAGUCAUUUCAGCACUGCCAGGCGUGUGCACUAGAGGUUUGAUGAGCGGUGAUUCAGGAUAGCUUUGCCAGACACCAGUACACAGGUACCUGUUUUCAGGGAGCAGCUGGUUCUUGACUAACCAGGAUUGUGGAUUUUUGUCCUUUGAUAACUUGGAUCAGGUGUUUCUGCUCCCCACUGGCAUUAUGUCUUGGCACACCACAAUCUACUCAGUUCUGUGCUUCCUGCAAUGCAUCUAUAAUGCACAUGGGAGAGUGAAAACAAAACAAACAAAUAAACAAAAAAAAUCAACCCCAAAUGUGUCUUUUUACAAUGGCUUAAUUAAGCUACUGCACUGCAACUGAAUUUAUCACCAGUUUCUUAGGAUUUUUGUGUGUUUUAGUUUUGGCUUGGCCUGGCUCAAGGAAUACUGAGAUCCUGGUAUUGCAUACAUCUAAUGGACACGUUUGUUCAAUGCUUCACAGGUUUUACGAUAAAUCUGCAAGUAAAAUAAAUUAAUAAGCUUUGGUCAGCGAUGCUCCCCCACCACUGCUACAUUGGUUGCAAGUGUGUUGUAUUGUAAAACUUCCCUGAGGACAGGAGGCAUGCUUCGUAAAUGAAUGUAAAGGAAAAAAUAUGAUUCCACAAAAUAUCCGUAUGUAUCAAAAUAUAUUAAUGCAUUUGAGUGCGCAUAAACCUAAACCGACGCUGGGUGGAUUCUGACUGUGACUGAUUCUUUUGAUACUGGGGGAAGAGAGGAUGUGGAAACAGCUAGUCUGCUAUGUCUAUGUCAGGGCUACCUAGAGAGUAUCAAAUCUGUUCAUCUUUAGGCUGCCAAAAUAGCUGUGUAGAGAGAAAAAAAAAAGUCACCUGAAUUUCUGAAAUUCUGCCCUUUGUUUUCCCUCAGUUAUCUCCUUGCCUGUUCAUGUUGCUCGCUGCUCUGCCUGUCUGUAGUCUGUUGUAAAUAAAUCUGUGGUGCUGUGAGCCUUCA
Molecule: messenger RNA, 4775 nt
Organism: Phalacrocorax carbo (great cormorant)
Lineage: Eukaryota; Metazoa; Chordata; Aves; Suliformes; Phalacrocoracidae
Source: RefSeq, a predicted model, not a curated record